Molecule: messenger RNA, 3025 nt
Organism: Electrophorus electricus (electric eel)
Lineage: Eukaryota; Metazoa; Chordata; Actinopteri; Gymnotiformes; Gymnotidae
Product: phosphatidylinositol-binding clathrin assembly protein
Biological process (GO): synaptic vesicle budding from presynaptic endocytic zone membrane; clathrin coat assembly; clathrin-dependent endocytosis
Cellular component (GO): clathrin-coated vesicle; extrinsic component of presynaptic endocytic zone membrane; clathrin-coated pit
Molecular function (GO): clathrin heavy chain binding; SNARE binding; 1-phosphatidylinositol binding
Source: RefSeq, a predicted model, not a curated record
GGCAGAUAACUGUAGGAAAACUGAAAUUAUUCCUCUGUGAAAUAUGUCAUCGACGAGAUGUUGAAUUUGCAUGGUUAGGAACAAUAACAGUGCAGCUGCCAUUUAGAGAAAUAUAUAAUCUUUCGCAUUUUAAACAUCUUAGAAAUUUCAGGAAGGAGGCUGAAGGAAUUUGAAAAUGAUACUAAGUAGCUAGCCUAAUCAAAUUCUGCGAUGUGGCUACCAGUAGCUAUAAUGUGAAUUGGGCCGUAUUUUGCUGCUACCUUACGAGUUGGACGUUAUUAAACCACCAACUUAAUUUGGUUUUGAUUCGACUUGUUUUAUUUUUGGAAUCCGAAAUCAGUCUUAUUCACGCAGCAAUUACAUGGUUAACCGGCGACACGGGAGGGUAGCAAUCACCAUAGUGAUGUCCUAUUGCACGUAUUAAGGGUAGGUCCAUUUAAACAACGAAAUUUCGAUUUGCUUUUGCUUUAUUUGUAACGGUGGACUAAUCAUAUCAACGCGCAAUCAUUUGCCCUUGAUUGUCUCUUUACUGGUACCCAGUUAUCUGAAUGUCAGUGCAUCCUCUCGUUUCGGGUCCGUAUCAGGAUAGGCUCCCGUUCUGUGCACACAGAAAACCGACUAAGUGGACUCCCCACCCCUGCAGUGAAUACAUUUAUUGAAAGACGAUUUAUUGAAAAACAUAAUAUGUCGGGACAGUCCAUCACGGACCGGAUCGCCGCGGCUCAGCACAGCAUGACUGGAUCGGCCAUCAGCAAAGCCGUCUGCAAGGCCACGACGCACGAAGUCAGCGCACCCAAGAAGAAGCACCUUGAUUAUUUGAUGCACUGCACCAAUGAGCUGAGUGUGAGUAUACCUCAUUUGGCUGACACGCUGAUUGAGAGGACAUCCAAUCAAAGCUGGGUUGUGGUGUUCAAGACCCUUAUCACCACACACCAUCUCAUGAUGUAUGGCAAUGAGAGGUUUAUCCAGUACCUUGCAUCCAGAAGCACACUCUUUAAUCUGAAUAAUUUCAUAGAUAAAGGUGCAUUACAAGGUUAUAACAUGUCCACCUACAUCAGACGAUACAGCAGAUACCUUAAUGAGCGAGCAAUGUCCUAUCGACUGGUAGCAGUUGACUUCACCAAGAUGAAGAGAGGGAUUGAUGGAGUGAUGCGCACCAUGAGCACAGAAAAGCUGAUGAAGACUCUCCCAAUCAUUCAGAACCAGCUGGAUGCCCUCCUGGACUUUGAGGCCAGCUCUAAUGAACUGACCAAUGGUGUGAUCAAUGGUGCCUUCAUGCUACUCUUCAAGGAUUCUAUCCGCAUCUUUGCUGCUUACAAUGAGGGUGUCAUUAACCUUCUAGAGAAGUAUUUUGAUAUGAAGAAGCAUCAGUGUAAAGAGGCCCUGGAAAUAUACAAGCGGUUUCUUACCAGGAUGACCAAGCUCUCAGAGUUUCUCAAAGUGGCAGAGCAAGUUGGAAUUGAUCAGGUUGACAUCCCAGAUCUCUCACAGGCCCCAAGCAGUCUCUUACAAGCUCUGGAACAACACCUGGCCUCUCUGGAGGGAAAAAAAAGCAAAGAGCUUUCUACUGUCAACAGGGAUGAGAAGCAGCAGGAGGCGGAAAGCAACAGAUUACAGCCAACAAAGGGAGUACAACUCAAAGAUAUUGGUAUGCAGACCCCAACAGUCUCCCCCAGUGGACAGUCUGUGGGCAGUGCCAAUAGCAGCUGCACAAGCAGUGGUACCACUGAGCUCCUCUCCAGCCCACCAGACCUACCUAUCACAAACGGUGUGCACAAUUAUACCAGUGAUCAUUUCGAUGUCCAACACAACCUCAGCAUUCCCGUUCAGACCACCACCCUACCAGCCAAUAACAACGGCUGGGGAGGACCCCUGCUGAAGCCCAGUAUCUCUUCACAGGUCCACGGCCAAGGCACACAACUCCACAAUGGAGGAAAGUUACUGACUAAUGACCUGGACUCCUCUUUGGCCAAUCUAGUGGGCAAUUUGCACUUUGGACCCCCACCCAAAAAGCCAGAGAUGCAGUGGACCCACCUGGAGAAGAAAACCGCAGGAGCCUCUCACUGGCAGUCUAAAGCGAUGAGUGGGACUGCCUCGUGGGGCCACACUCACCUGGCCCCUGCUCCCAUCCCUGUGCCACAGAUGAAUGGAAUGAUUUAUACUGGCUAUGCACCAGCUCCGGUAGCAUUUCCAAUGACAACCCCCCAAGUGCCUGUAUAUGGGAUGAUUCCUCCUCCCAUGGGCCAGAUGGGUUCAGUCCCCUUAAUGGCACCCCAGCCUGUGAUGUACAACCAGCCUGUGCUCCGCACCACCAACCCCUUCACCCCUGUCCCCGGAACUCAGAUGCACUUCAUGUAGCACUGAGGAGAACAUUGGACUGACAGUAGCGCCAGAGGAAAAACAUCAACCAACCCAAAACCAAAUAUGACAAAGCAGACAAGAAAAAUGGUUUAGAGACUGACAUGUUCAUGUGCCAUUUUACCCUUAUGCUGUGUGUUUGUAGCAUACCCUGCCCGACAACAUUACAUAGUCCUGUCAUUUUACAUGUUAUCUUUAGUUUUUAAGUGUCAAAUCUAGUGUUUCUAGAUGGCCCUCUUAGAUGAUGUCACUGACUGAUGCAAAUGGAAUGACGGUGUAUAGUGAAUUGCGGUGGAAUGAAACAAUGUCAUGAUGUCAAGCCCUCUGCCCAACCCCACUCCCUUUGGAAAAGUGAUUGUUGUAAUCGUGCACACUUGAAUCAAUGUUUAUAAUGUCUGAACCAAGCCACGGUUUUGUAUGCACAUUGCCUGAAUAGUGUUUCAAACCAACCACUGUCAGUGUUCAUCAUGCCACAGUUGUGGGCCUCCCAAAUUCCUGAGUCUUGAAGAAAUGUGUACAGGUCACUUUUUUGUACAUUUGUCUUGUCCCUAAACAUUUUGGACUUCACCUUACAAGUUAAAGCUGUUUCUGCAUACAGUAACUUGUAAUGUUUCAUUCAGGUAUGGUAAAGGUAUGGCUGUAUGGAUUAAAAACAAAUACAGCAGUA